Corvus hawaiiensis (hawaiian crow) is the source of this 1316-nucleotide messenger RNA. RefSeq lists its product as uncharacterized. NCBI's taxonomy places the organism in Eukaryota, Metazoa, Chordata, Aves, Passeriformes, Corvidae. The record is from RefSeq and is a predicted model, not a curated record. The transcript has 6 exons. Bases 191 to 859 code for a protein of 222 amino acids.
CCUUGGGCUUCCCAGAAAGCGGGGCAAUGUGUGCCUCCCCCUAAUCCCAGUCACAGCACUGCUGUGGAGUGAGGCACUCUGUAAACAACCAGUGACCCACAGGCACACAGCUCUGUGCCUGACUGCAGUGCUUUUGCUCUCAGGCACCACAAACAACAAGCAAUUAGCCCUUGGUCUCCUGCAGAAAGAAAUGUUCAGCUCCUGCCUGCCCUGGAAAACACAGUUUGUUCUAAGUUUAGCAGUUCUUCUUGCAGAUUUUACUGAAAACAGAGCUUUUGCCAGCCUAAGUGAAUGCAAAACUGCAACCAUAAAUGAUGUGAACGAGAGUCUUGAGAAAUAUUCAAAAUGCUUGCCUGAAAUGAUUGCCAAGGGUGAAAAAGCUUCAAUCAAUUCCCUGGUGUGGAUACUGCAAGAAGCACUCGAUCUGCUGCGCCCUGUUCAAGAGCAAUUUUGCAAGCAGCUACCUCCGUGCCCACGUCCAGUGGCCCCAAGAAACGGGGGACUGGUGUGUGUGACCAUUGACAAUGCUCAGUACUGUAAACCCAUGUGCAACAAGGGUUAUGACUUCCAGUUCCUCAGACGCAGCAGGCUGUAUGAAGUGUGUGGCAAUGCCACUGGGUUUUCCUGGACCACACAACUUGUCGGGGGAAAGGAACUGGCUGUUUGCAGCCCCUCUGAGACGGCCAUCAGUGGAGCUAAAUCUGCCUAUUUCCCCAGCAACAGCACGUGUGUGCACACACUUGCCUUCCCUGGAGCUCAGGCAGAGCAGCUGAACAUCUUCCUCAAAGAGCUUGAGGAGCAAGGCAUCGACGGCUCCAGCCGGGAUGAGGGGGCUGAUUGCAUCAUCUGUGGCUACUAGCACCAAACAGCCUGGGCACAGCCCAGCCAGCUGACUGCAGUUGGACGACAGAAGCAGAGCAGUGAAAUCAUUGCUAACACGUGUAAACACACAGCUUUUAUUUAGUCAAAGGACAAGAGAUCAUUAUCAUGACCUUAGCUUUGAGGUACGGAUAUAUGGGCUAAAUCUUAUCACACGUCUCAUGGCAGAAGGGUUUCAAAGAAAGAAGAUCACUUUUAUAGCUUAAAUUUGUCUAGCUGGAAUUAAAUAAGAACUAAAGUUUUAAUGGAUGCCUUCCUAUUGGCUUAACUUCUUCAGGAUCUCUGAAGAUAGUGACAACACUAAUUGUUAUCAGAAACUGUCCCGUGUCAGGGGUCAUCUCUACUGAGAAAGAGCCAUAUUUCUACUUGCUUGUACAGUUGCCAGUUAAUCCCUGUUGUUGCUCUGAUGACCAUUAAAGCCAUAUAAGUUACAACAA